GUUUGUUUCUGUACAUCGCUCUCUAUUCUGGAGGCGGUUCUCCAGUGCUUCUUCGUCGUUGACUUUCGCCACAUUUCUCGGAGACUUGAUUGCGUGCCGCCCCAUUCUACGUCUUCUGACACUCCACCACUCAUUCACACCCACCCACCCCCUUCGUGGAGAGAACUAUCGAAAUUUGAGUGAACUGUGUCUGUUCUGACAAUGUGGACUUCAACCAUCUUGCUUUUCUUCGCCAGUAUGCUGCUUGUUAGUGCGCAAAAACCACAUUCAAAAGGAGCACCAGAAUUGAUGCAACCAUUGGUGUACGACAAUGACAAUAGCGAAAUGCUAGCUAAGGUUUCUGCACAAUUAAUGAAUGCUCUUGCAACUAUUGAGAACAUGCAAGAAGGUACUCCAAUCAAGAUGGCCGAGAAGCGGCGCAACAAGUUCGAAUUCAUCCGAUUUGGUCGAAAGUAAUACGGAAGUUCUUCUUCUCUCUCAACAUCGCCUAUGUGUCCGUUUGUAUGUGGUUAGAACUUGCAUUUCGACAACAGAACUCUGUUCCGCUCACUCUCCUGACACCGUACUUGCCCGUAUAAAUACAUGUUACGCUG
Messenger RNA from Cylicocyclus nassatus, 593 nucleotides. The record is from the annotation of a GenBank genome assembly. Lineage: Eukaryota; Metazoa; Nematoda; Chromadorea; Rhabditida; Strongylidae.